UGACCACUUAUCCAAAUCUCACUAAAAAAAUUCUCUUACCAUUUCCAAAGACUUGUGCUGAAGCAAUAUCACCUCCACAUUGUCAGCAGGAUAUAGAUUCAGAGUUGAGAGCAUUAGAAGCCAACAAAACCUGGAUUUUAACAACACUACCCCCUGGAAAACAAGCUAUAGGUUGCAAGUGGGUUAUUAAGGUUAAAAAUCAUAUUGAUAGCUCCAUUGAAAAGCACAAAGCCUGGUCGGGUAGCCAAAGGGUCUACUCAAACUGAAGGACUAGUUUACCUAGAAACCUUAAGUCCAGUGGAGAAGAUUACUCCAACCAGAGUUUUGCUGGCUCUUGCAUCUGCGAAAGGUUGGUUUCUGGAACAAUUAUAUGUCAAUACUACCUUCUUUCAUGUUGAUCUACCAUAGGAAGUAUACAUGAGGCCUCCCCCAGGCUUGGCAAACUCCUCCAGUCAGAGGUCAGCAAGUUGGCCAAAUCACUAUAUGGCUUGAAGCAAUAUUCCAGCAGACAAUGGAAUGCUAAGCUAACUAGUGUCCUACUUGAUUCAGGUUACAAGCAAUCUAUUGCAGAUUUUUCAUUGUUUACUAAGAGUUUCUCUUGUUGAUCCAAUGGAUUCGAAUGCCAAAUUUCAGAAAACUCAGGCUGAUUGAUGCUCUUGUUGAUCCAACUGUGUAUAGAAAGCUACUAGGUCGAUUUAUUUACACAACACAUACAGUAAAAAUCAGUUACUAAACACACAAAAAUCAAUGGUGAGGUGAUGAAACUCAAGAGACAUCAUGGUCACUUUUUUUUUUUUUUACAAUUGAGACAAUCUUUAUCAACCCACCUACAUAAAAUACAAAGAAGAUAAGGUUGCAUUUGAAUUUAGAUUUAGAAAGCUAAGCUUCUAGUACUUUGCAAUGGAUGUCGCCGAAGCCGGUAAAUCUCUCGCAGGAAGUUCCACAACCGACGACCGUUUGCCGGAACUCAAGUCCUUCGAUGACUCCAAAGCAGGUGUCAAAGGUCUUGUUGACUCCGGCAUCACCAGACUCCCGCGAAUUUUCAUCAUGCCGCCAGAGGACCUCACCGCCGCCGGCGAGCCACCGCAGAUCCAGUUCAGGAUCCCCGUGAUCGACCUCGAAGGCGUCGCUCGACAACGCGCUGACGUUAUUGCCGGAGUCCGGGAUGCGGCGGAAACGGUAGGGUUUUUCCAGGUGGUGAAUCAUGGAAUACCCGUGAAACUGUUGGAGGAGAUGGUUGCGGCGGCGCGUGAGUUCCACGAGCUGCCACAAGAGUUGAAGGCUGAGUAUUACACUAGGGAGCUGAUGAAGAAGGUGAAGUAUGUGAGCAACUUUGAUUUGUAUCAAUCAAAACAUGCUAACUGGAGGGAUACACUGUUCUGUGUGAUGGGUCCUGAACCUCUUGAUCCACAAGAAUUGCCUCCUGUAUGCAGGGUUGUAACAGUGGAAUACUCUAGGCAAGUUCAGGCAUUGGGGAAGCUUUUGUUUGAAUUAUUGUCAGAAGCACUAGGACUCAAGCCUGAGCAUCUUGAAAGGAUGGAUUGUGCAAAAGGCCACACAAUUCUUAGUCACUAUUAUCCAGCAUGUCCUGAACCUGAACUGACUAUGGGCACUACAAGACAUUGUGAUCCUGAUUUCCUUACAAUUCUGCUUCAAGAUCACAUUGGUGGGCUCCAAGUUUUGAGCUAUGGGCAGUGGGUUGAUGUUCCUCCUGUUCCUGGAGCUCUAGUAGUGAACAUUGGAGAUCUGCUACAACUAAUAUCCAAUGACAGAGUCAAAAGCGUGGAGCACCGUGUUCUUGCAAACCAUAGAGGGCCUAGAGUAUCAGUGGCAUGCUUUUUCACUCUCCAUCUGUAUCCAACAACAAGAAUGUAUGGCCCCAUCAAGGAAUUAUGGUCAGAAGAGAACCCCCCAGUUUAUAGGGAAACAUUGCUGAAAGAUUUCAUUGCUUACUAUGAUAACAAAGGACUCGAUGGGAAAUCAGCUCUUGCCCAUUUUCGGUUACAGCAGUGA
Molecule: messenger RNA, 2013 nt
Organism: Lotus japonicus
Lineage: Eukaryota; Viridiplantae; Streptophyta; Magnoliopsida; Fabales; Fabaceae
Product: 1-aminocyclopropane-1-carboxylate oxidase homolog 1-like
Exons: 3
Coding region: 901-2013 (370 amino acids)
Source: RefSeq, a predicted model, not a curated record